Molecule: messenger RNA, 4889 nt
Organism: Patella vulgata (common limpet)
Lineage: Eukaryota; Metazoa; Mollusca; Gastropoda; Patellidae
Product: A disintegrin and metalloproteinase with thrombospondin motifs 2
Exons: 24
Coding region: 389-3658 (1089 amino acids)
Biological process (GO): extracellular matrix organization; proteolysis
Cellular component (GO): extracellular matrix
Molecular function (GO): metalloendopeptidase activity
Source: RefSeq, a predicted model, not a curated record
GUCAAGCGUUUUCCACGAGUUAGCACUAUUUUCAGGAACCGUGUAACCGCUGUGUAAAUUCAACUAUCGUUUAUUAAAAGAAAACACCGUAGCGUUUUCAAGACAGUUUCUUCAACCCUGCUGCAGUUUCGUGAUUCUUAGCCAUCGUAAAAACGAACAGUAGAAUAACUAUCUUUUACUAAUUAAAAACACGCGGUUGUAUCUUUAAAACUCCAGGAACUAGUUUGUAUCAAAUCUAGCAAUACUGAGUGUUAAUUAGUUGUUUCCUGUAGCUCCGACGUAGUAGCAAGGAUCUUAAAGCGGAACUUGUUAUAAACUUUAGUAUUUGUACAAUAUUUCAAACAAUGCAUAUAUAUUUAUCUGUAUAGAAGUUGAGACGGGAUCUAAAAUGGAUGUUUUUAUAAUUUUAUUAGGACUAGCCAUAUUAGCGGACCAUCGAAAAAUCUUAGCAGAGGGCGAAACGGAUUUUAUGUUCCGCCCAUCCUGUAAUCUAACAAGAUGGGAGAUAUCAUUUCCGCUUUUAACAGACACCAGAGGUGCUACUUUACCUAAAUCUAGAUUACCAGAGGAGGCAACAUCAGAUUAUAUACCAAAACAUCUUCACGUUAGUUUAAAAUGGCGGCGUCAAGUUUUAAAUAUAGCCUUGUUACAGACUCAUUUAGUUGGUGGUUCGUCCUCAGCUGAAUGGGGUGAAGGCAAUGUGACUUUUUCUCAACGUUUAGAAGAUAAAUGUUUUUAUCAUGGUUAUGUCAAGAACAAGUCUCCUUCCCAUACAGCUCUCGGUAUAUGUGGAGGAUUGGCAGGUUUCAUUCAAACUCCAGACGAAAUGUUAUUUAUUGAACCAUCGGGAGUGACCAAUCAGAAUACUGGAUUACAAGCUCAUGUGAUAUAUACGUGUACGCGUCAAGUAACAGAUCUGACUAAUGAUACAUCAGAACCGUUACAGAUACCAGCAACAGGACCACAAGAAAUAUUAACAGAAAAGACCAGACAUCAACGAUUUCGGUCUAAAAGAGCCACAAGAAAAACUAAAUAUGUCGAGGCUUUCGUUGCUGUGGAUACCACUGUUACAGCUGUCGUAGGGAAGUCAAGGGUCAAUCUUUACGUCAUGACUUUGAUGAAUAUUGUUAACGCUGCUUACCAACACGAAUCACUAGGUAUUGACAUCCGAGUUGUUGUGGUUCGACUCCUGCUUCUGGAUAUAAAUCAGGAAAAACAAGUGAUAUCUAAAAACAAUCCAUUCGGAACAGUACAGAAGUUUUGUACCUGGGCGAUGAGAUAUGCCAACCACUACGAUCCACAGGGACACGACAUCGCUAUUCUAUUAACUCGUGAAAAUCUCGGACCGGCAGGAUAUGCACCGAUUACUGGAAUGUGUAAUCCCGGAAGAAGUUGUGCCGCCAUUAAAGACGAGGGAUUUACUUCCGGAUUUAUAAUUGCCCACGAGAUGGCGCAUGUGUUUGGUUUAUUUCAUGAUGGACGAGGAAACCCAUGUACAGGUUCAGAGUACUCAACCGCCAUCAUGGCUAGAUUGGUUGAAUCUAAAUUGAACUAUUACUGGUGGAGUAUGUGCAGUAAAAAACGCAUGUUAGAAGUUAUAGAUUAUCUUUACUGCUUAAAUGAUGACCCAUACCAACUAUCUGGAUUACCAGAAGUGCCUGAGCUAAUAGGAACAGGCUGGAGUCUCGAACAUCAAUGUCGUCUAGAGUUUGGUGAAGAAUUUAACAUCUGCAAUGCCUUUCACGCUGAUCCUUGUGGUGUAUUGUGGUGUAGUAAACGACGUUCACCAAGUUUAUGUCGAACUAAACGUGGCCCGGCUUUGGAGGGAACUCAUUGUGGACGAGAUAAGACGUGUAUUAAAGGCAAAUGUGUUUAUGUUGGUGAUUUAAGUCCACUUGAUGGUAAUUGGGCAGAUUGGUCACCAUGGACGAAAUGUACUUCCGACUGUGGCAUGGGGUUACGAUAUAGAAAGAGAGAAUGCAAUAAUCCAAGCCCAGCCUAUGGAGGAGAUACCUGCGCGGGCGAAGCUGACAUCACCGACGUUUGUAAAUCAAACGAAUGUAAACAGUAUAAUGACGAUAGAGCUUUACAGUGCUCUGUAUGGAAUGAUAUGCGCAUAAGACCUGGUACGCAUGAAUGGAAACCGUACACGACCAACGAAAAGAGUGACUAUUGUAAAAGUACAUGUAUAUCAGAACAAACUAGAGAGACACUGACUAUAGAUAUCGAUGUUGAAGAUGGUACACCCUGCACGUAUGGCCAUUCUGAUAAUCUAUGUAUACAUGGUAAAUGUACGAUAGUGGGCUGUGAUGGUAUAAUUAAUUCUACUAAAGCAAGUGAUCAAUGUGGGGUAUGCGGUGGUGAUGGCAGUCAAUGUAAAACAGUUUCUGGUAGUUAUAAUAAUGUUCCUAAAGCAGGAGAUGCUUAUGAACAGGUGAUAUAUGUACCUAGAGGUGCCACCUAUAUAGAAGUUACAAAAACCUCCCGAUCACCUCAUUUCAUUAGCUUAAAAGAUCCAAAGUAUGGUGUGUAUUACCUAAAUGGUGAUAAAAGACAGAUGGGGUCUCGAUCGUUUAUUGCUAACGGUGCCGUGUUUGAUUAUAAAAAGGGAUCAAGUUAUGAGAGUUUAGUUACAGAAGGGCCAGUGAGAAGUGAUCUUGAAGUUAUGCUAUUUCCUAACAAUUAUCUACAACCAGCAUCUGUAACUUAUCAGUUUACCAUGGAUAAAAAUGACCACACCUUGGAGAAGAAGAACUAUAAAUGGAAGUUUUCUAAAUGGUCGGAAUGUUCUGUUACGUGCGGCACAGGAACUCAGCAGAUUAUCUACGCAUGUCAUGAUAAAAAAACGGAAGUUCGGAUUAAUGAUGAGAUGUGUAGUUAUUUAGAUACACCAAGAGCUGAUGUAGCUAUGUGUUAUAGACCUGAUUGUUCUACAGUGGAUUUUAACUGGGUUAUGUUGGAUGACUGGUCUGAAUGUUCAGCUUCUUGUGGUGAAAAUGGGUUGCAGAAAGAAUCAUACGCCUGUGAACAACACCUUGAAGAUGAUACAUAUGAAAUGGUUGAUUUGGAACUGUGCUCUGGUAUAGAAGCCCCGAAUGAAACGCGACCCUGUAAUGUAAUUCAGUGUACAUUAGAUUGGACAAUCGAGGAAUGGCAAGAGUGUACAGUAACAUGUGGUGAUGGGUUUGAACGGCGACAAGUGUAUUGUGGUAUUAAAGAUGAUGCCAGUGACGAUUCUUUAUGUAUAGAUGAAAAACCAGUUUCAACAAGACAGUGCAAUCUAACAGAAUGCAGUUUAGAAUGGAUAGUAGGAGAUUGGCAACAGUGUUCUAAAACAUGCAGUACUGGAAUUCAGAAGAGGGAUGUAUAUUGCGGUGAUAGGGUCGAUGAAAAUGAUGAUUAUUUAUGUCCCGAAGAUAAACCAACUUCAGCCAAAUUCUGUAAUAUGGGAAGCUGCCAAGUGCAUCGCGAAUCGUUAUGCCUUAGAGAUAAAUAUAGUUUUUGUAGAACAGCUAAUGCUAAAAAAUGUGUGUUUGGCGGAUUUAAGAGGAUUUGUUGCAAGUCGUGUCGGACAUUAGCUGGUGCCGCCUACAGGAGAAUCGCUGCCCUGCGAAGAUUUGCUAAAGCAAGAAGAUUCAGACGUAGACGCAUGGGUUAAGGGGAAAUAGCUCUUAAACACUUUCUUAUUUUUGUGUUGGACUUUUUGGGGGUUAUAUAUUAAGGAAGUUGAAGUUGAUCAAACUCCUCAUAAUGAUAUAUUUGGUUUAUCCCGCUCUACAUUGUUGUAGCAAGCCGUCGUUCGUGAGUCUAGUUAGGUCAUAUUUUAAGAGGUCUUACAUGUAGUCGCAUUUCAUUUUAUUAUAAAUAUCACACACAGUGAUGUAGUUCUAGUUGGCUUGUUAGUCUGUUGGUCACAUUUUUUGUUCAAACAUAUAUUAUUUACAGAACUAUAUGCAUUUAAUCCCGAUUUCAUGAGCGGUAUUUGUUUGAAUAUUUCAUUUAUAAUUUGUGACUCUUGUAGUCGUUUCGCUGAAAUGGUAUGCUAAGAAUCACUAUGGAGAUGUAAUGUCAGAAGGCUUACAUCAACAGUUGAAGGAUUGGGUUUAUGUUGUUCCGUAACUUAUGGUCGACUAUAUUGUAAUAUCGUACCUCUCUGUUAUAAUGAGACCCCCGUACUAGAAUUAGUGGUAAUGUAUUAGUCAAAAAAUGAAAUGGGGUUUAACGUCCUACUGUUUAGCCCCGACUAGGCUAAUGAAGAUGGUGGCGGACUGAACAAUACAAAAAUAAAUCUAUUUUAAACAAAAAAAUAACAAAAAAAAUCGAGCGCCCCCCGCCCCCAUUUGUAAUACUACGCAUUGUUAGGAUUAUCAUAGAUUUAGUAACCUACAGUACACAUAACCCCUCAUCAUAAUAUGUAUUUUAGCGGGAAUUUCAUAAUGCGUGUUUCUUAAUUCAAUAUUUUUCUGGUUCAAGUAGUAAAAAUUUCUUUAUUCGAAUUUUAUACUUAGAUUUAACACCAUGUCUUAUUAGGAUUUAAUGCUAAUCCUUAUUAAGAUUUAAUACCAAUCCUUAAUAGGAUUUAAUGCCAAUCAUUAUUAUGAUUUAAUACCAAUCCUUAUUAGGAUUUACUACUAAUCCUGAUUAGAAUAAUCCUGGUUAGGAUUUAAUACUAAUCCUUAUUUGGAUUUUAGAAUAAUCCUGAUUAGGAUUUAAUGCUAAUCCUUUUUAGGAUUUUCAUAGUUAUAGUAGCCUAUACAUAACAUUUUAGUUAACAAUUACAUGUCUAUUAGUAAUGCGCUUUUCUUAAUUCAACAUAAUAUAGUAUACUCUAUUGUUCAUGUAAAUAUUAUCACAUGCAUUUACUUCUUAUUUGUGAUUUGUUGAAAUAA